This is a messenger RNA of Mucor velutinosus, 18360 nucleotides long. RefSeq lists its product as uncharacterized. The transcript has 11 exons. The record is from RefSeq and is a predicted model, not a curated record. Lineage: Eukaryota; Fungi; Mucoromycota; Mucoromycetes; Mucorales; Mucoraceae. The coding region runs from base 1 to 18360 and encodes 6119 amino acids.
AUGACAUCUUUCCCCAAAGGCUGGUUUUUCAUAAAAAACCUCAACAACGGAUAUGUUUUAUCCACUGAAAAAUCCACUGCCGGUGAACCUAUUGUGAUUGCAACCUUGAAAACCAAGGACUUUGAUACCCAACUUUGGCAAUAUGGCGAAGAUGGUCGUCUCCAUAAUAAAAAGACUGGAUUUGUACUCGACAUCUUCAAAGGCCACAUCAAAGCUGGAUCAGAAAUUAUCCAACAAAAUGACUCCAACUCUUCUGAAGGUCAAACAUUUGGCAUCUCAUCUGAUGGUCAUAUCUAUUUGAGAAAGGAUCCCAACUUGGUACUUGGUAUCAAGGAGUCUUUCUUUACUCGCCGCGAAGGCCAGCAUGUUCAUCUUCAAGCUCUGGAUAAGAACAUAAAGGACCACAAGGAACAGCGUUGGGAUUUCCUUUUGCCUUCUCAAAAACGUUCGUCUACCAUCAAUAAUCCCAUGGAUAGUCUGAAGCGUACAAUCAGUGGUGCUUCUCUCGGUAGCUUUAGCAGCUCAUCUGUUCAUACACAUGAUGACGAUGGCUGCCUUGAUGAAUCUCAUCACAACCAAUUAAGCAACUUUCCUGAUUCCGAGUUCUUUAUCAAAUCGGAUGCCACCGGCUAUUUUGUUGGCGUUGAUGCUUCUGCUGUCAAUAGCCCAGGUGCACGUCUCUCUCUUGAGCCACUUCGUAAGAACAGCUAUGAAAGCCAACUCUGGCAUUACGACGUGAUUACAGGUCGUUUGAUCAAUAAAAAUUCCGGCUUUGCACUAAGUGCUGAAGAGUUGUCUGAUGAAUCUCUUGUAUAUCAGUCAUCCAGUAACAGCGAGAAAGACUUGGCUUAUCAAUCUUGGUUUCUCUCUACUGCUGGUGAGAUCAAGUUGAAGCACAAUCAACACAGCUUUGUGCUCGGCUACAAAAAGGACAGUUGGUUUGGCUUGAAUCGUGAAGGUGCUCCUGUUUUACUUCAAAAGCAAACCGACGGAAAGACCCAUUCUCAUCAGCGCUUUGUCAUUGUUCUGCCCGUGUUUAAGAAAAAGACGACUGAGAUUGUUACUGUCACUGAACAGCAAGGUGUCUUUCCUGAUGGCUACUUCUUUAUCAAGAACCAGAAACAUGGUCUCGUCAUUACUGUGCUUGAAACGGACAAGUUGGCGGCUCAGGUCAUUGCUUCUCAUUUGGACACUCAAAACUUUAACCGCCAGCUGUGGAAGUUUAGCGAUGGAUUCCUCUUCAACAAGGCAUCCAAUCUUGUUUUGGAUGUCCGUGGAGGUUGCAUUGUAAGCGGUUCUGAGAUUUGCCAGUACAAACAAAAGAAGGAGGGCUUCGAGAACCAGCAAUGGGGACUCUCUGUGGAAGGUUAUAUUCAUGCAAAGACCCACAAGGAUGUUGUCCUUGCCAUUUCUAGUAGCAAGAGCACCCAAGCUAAUGUCUAUUUGGCCAACAAGAAGACCCCUGACCAUGAGGAACAGAGAUGGAACUUUGUAUUACCUGUAUUCAAGCAGAAAUCCACCACUGUUACCGAAACCACUGUGCAAAAGUCUGUUGCUUACCAUCACUAUGCUCAGUAUCCCAGUGGCUGGUUCUUUAUUCGCUCUUUUAUCGGCGGCUCUUCAGCUGAUGCGCCUCUUGUGCUUACUGCUGCGAACAGCUCUUCUCAUGUUGUUCUCUCCAAGAUUAGCAGGCAAGAUUGGCAAUACCAGCUCUGGAUGUACUGGAACGGUGUUUUAAUCAACUUUGCUACACAACUCGCCAUGGAUGUAGUCAAUGAUGAUAUUAAUGUUGGCUCCGUCAUUAGUCAAGAAGUCAGAAAAGCUGGUGAUGUCGGUCAAAGAUGGAGUCUGACCAUCGAUGGCUAUCUUGUACAUGGAUCUAAUCCCUCAUUGACAUUGGUGCCUCAGCUUGUGGAGCAAGACACGUACAAGCUCUCUCUGGCUCAUCACGUUUCUUCCACGCAUCAAGACAAUCGUUGGGGUCUCUUGUCUCCUGAAAUCAAGGUGGAAAACAACACACAGGUGCUUGUUCGUUGGACUAUCACUCUUUUGACGGAAUGGAAAAAGUUCAAUGAGCAAUCCAUCCAAAAGGUGGUUCAUCGUAUUGCCAACUGGCCGGAAGAGACCUUCUUUAUCACGGGUCAAGAUGGUUUGGCAUUGGCUCCUGAAAAGUCUGAAGUCUUUUCCUUCUUGGUUGUCAAGAAGCUGGAGUUUGGUCAAAGCGAGCACUUCAAGUGGACUUACCGUAAUGGCUAUGUAGUGCAUGUGGCUACCGGCUUGGUGUUGCAUGCUUCUGACGAUCUUGUCGGUGGUAGUCAGCUUCAAAUUCGUGAAGAGCUCCUGUCUGAUUCCAAGACGAUUGAUCAACGUCAAAAGUGGGUCGUCAAGACGGAUGGAUCUAUUGUUUCUGAGCUCAAGAACACGCUUGGUUUUUCAUUGAUCCAACAAGGCAACCAAUACUCUGUUCAGCUUGCCUACACAAGCAAUACCAGUGAGCACUACAGUUGGGGCUUUGUUCGAGGCCAUUAUGAGAACAGAUACAGUCAGGUGUACAAGAAGGAAGUCAGUGUGAUCACGCAUACCGAGCGCAUCUUGUUGACGGUACAGACGCACCAAGUUUCCUGCAAUGCAAACACGAAGCUAGUAUCUCGCUCUUAUGGAAUCUUCCCUGAAAACUGGUUCUACAUUCGCUCCAAGGCCGACACAUCGCUUGUCCUCACUGCACCCAGCUCUAAGGAAGGUGCUAAAUUGACGCUCUCCAAGAUUGACUACAAGAUCUUCCGUCGUCAGUUGUGGCACACGCAAGAUGAUGGCUGUCUUGUCAACUUGGCAUCCGAUCUCGUUAUUGACAUUGCAGGCGGUGCUUUCAAUGUAGGCAGUGAUAUCAUCCAGUGGCAUGAAAAAUACCUUCGUAGACAUCGCAAGAACCAGGUAUGGGGCCUCUCUGUAGAUGGUCAUCUGCAUCCUAAGGCUCGUCCUGGCCUCGUGUUGGGUGCCAAGGGAAACAGGGUCUUUGAUGGUGUUGAAGUCCAAUUGCACACCCGUGGCUCUUUGGAUCUGGACUAUCAACUAUGGUCAUUUGCUAUUCCCGUCUUUGGAAGAACCAUCUCUGGUGUCAAGGGUGUUUCUGCAGCAGGCAUAUUAGAGCACAAUGAUGACAGUGUCUUUAUCGAGAGUGUCCAUGACACUAGUUUCGAGACAUCCACUACGGAUUGCUAUGAACGCAAGAACAAACUGACUGUCAUUCAUCGCUGGGGUCUCUUCCCUGAAGGCGGCUUCUUUAUCCGUGCUGCCUAUGGCGACGAGCAUCUGGCUCUCAGCGUUGAAAAGAGGCCUAGAACAGGAGAGAAUGGUCGCACUGAAUACGAAGUGACAUUGAAACCUAUCAAUUUCAAAGAGUAUCAGUGGCAUUUCUGGUCUUAUCAAGAGGGCCAUUUGAUCAACGCUCAAACGGGUCUCGCUUUGGAUGCUAGCACUGUCAAGGGUGUUUUGGUGGAAGAUGGGCUUCGUACACCUUUGUUUGUUCGUGAUAAAUCCAUGAGCGAAAACCAGUUCUGGUCUCUCACUGCUGACGGUGAGAUCUUCUUGCGCUCAGAUGAACAUUUGGUGAUUGGUGUCUCCAACUCGCGCAGAGUGUCUGUUUCUGGUGCUCAAGUGGGUCUUCGUGAGUUGCAUGUCAAGAAGUUCUUGAACGAACAGGGCCAACAAGAGACCGUCAUUAAGUCUGAAAAGUGGCUGAGAUGGUUGUUCUCCAAACCUGUGUAUCGCAAGGUUACUGCCAGUAGCUCAGUCACUGAAGAGACUUCUACUACCACCACUAGCCAAGUGAUUGAAGGAUUAUCUGACCAAGAGCUAGGUGUCAAGCAAAAGGAGGAGUCUGCUGACGAUUAUUCUUUGGAAGAUGACGACGAGGACAGCAGUAUCAGCAGUAAUUCUGACAGUGAUGCUGAGGAUUCCACCAAGAAGCUCAAUCUCAUUGGCAACCUGGGCAUCGCUACUGCUGGUGCUGGCAUCAUUGCUGGUACGGCUGGUAUGAUCUCCAAUGUCAUUACCUCUGCUCCUGAAAGCAUAUCUACCGCCAUCACUGGCAACAAGAAAAAGAGCAAGCAAGAGUCAUCCGGCAUCAAGCAAUCCAUCACGAAAAAGACAUCCUACAAAAGUCUCAAGAACGAGCGCAAGGACUCGUUCCACUUAAGUGCUGAUUAUGUGCCUACUGGUUACGAGAAGGUGGUACGCUACAAGACGCACCAACAACCCAACUUCCCUGCUGCUGGUUAUUUCAUGAUCAAGAGCCAUCUUCAUGGAUAUGUGUUUGACAUUGCCAACGGUGAAGCCAAGGAUGGUGCCUUUGUUGUGCUCUCUCCUAUCCGCUCCACCAACUAUGCAAGUCAACUCUGGUCUUACAAGGACGGCCGUGUCUUUAAUCUCAAGGGCCAUAACCUUGUGUUGGACGCCUCCAUGACAGACACCAUUACUGCGGGUGAGCGACUUGUAAUUUCCGUGCAAAAGUCUUCUUUGGGAUUGUCUGAUCAAUACUGGGAAUUCGGUACUGAAGGCGGUCUGAUUUGUCUCAAGUCCAAGCGCAAUUUGGUUCUGGGUGUCAAGGAGCUCAAGCGUGUAACGGACCAGGAUGCUAGUAUUGACGUCUAUUUGCAAGAAGAAAAGUCGCAUACCAGCAGCAACUUUGGUCGCCCUGAGCAACGCUGGGAGAUCAAGAUCCCUGCCAUGAUUCCCGUGGAGCAAACCACCAACACCACAUCCGAAUCCAAGUACACCAUCAUUGAAGGCGGUAAGAUUAGCGCUAUUUCCAGUUCUGUAUCUGCUAUCAUCGCCUUUAAGUGGCUCAAGGAGACGUUUCAUCACAAGAUUACUGCUGAUAAUCAAUGGCCUAGUUCUCAAAACUGGUUCUUUAUCCGUAUUGGUAACGAGAAUGCCUUUUUGUCGUCUGGAAGCUCGGAUAGCAGUGAAGUCAAGUUUGUUUCUCUUGGACAAGAAGAGGAUCACAAACAAUUCUUGUGGGUUUAUGUCAAUGGAUACUUGGUCAAUUACAAGUACAUGUUGCGUCUUGUCUAUGACAAAGAAUCCCGCAAGUUGUUGCUUUCCAAUGAUAGCAAGACCCUGGAUCAAGUGUUCUCUGUCUCCAGCCACGGCAAUCUGUCUGUCAGGGUUCAGUCUGACACGGUCUAUUUCAGUGUUGCAUCUGGCCACGCUGAGCAUCAUUCUUAUGAGCUCACCUGUUCAAGUACUGAGAUCCAGGCAUCUGAAGCUGAACAUGCACUUCAAUUGCAUGUUCCUGUUUUCUCUAAUGUUGAAGUGGAAAAGGAGUCCAAGAUUGCUUUGUCUACUGUCAUUUCAUGGAUCGAGUCUUGUCAAAAGACUACCUCGACCACGACAACCACCACGACAACGACGAUCACUUCUAAAGUCUCUCAGUUCUAUGGUGUGUUCCCAGCUGGCACUUGGUUCUUUAUCAAGGCCCAAACCAAGGAUAGUGAUAGUCUUGUGCUUGCAGUCAAGGAUGCUUCCUCCAAGUCUGGUGCUUAUUUGACUUUGAAGAAACUGAACUUUAAAGAUUACCGUAGUCAAUUAUGGACUUAUCGCAAUGGUUUAUUGAUCAAUUAUGGUAGCAAGUUAGUGAUUGAUGUCCAUGGCGAAAUCAAUGCAUUCUCCAAGUUGGUUCAAUCCACUGAAGCAGGCGUCAGCUCUCAAAAGUGGUCCCUUACUGCCGACGGUCAUAUCCAAUUGGAAAGUUAUGCUCAGUAUACAUUUGGAUACACUCAAUCUGAAACGAUCAAGGAAGAUGUGGAGGUCAUUCUUGUGGAGGCCAAGUCGUAUGAAGAGUCCUCUACGACUCAAGCGAUUGCUUGGCGAUUCUCUGUGCCUGUUUUUGGCAAGGCAGCAGCAGCAUCUACCAACAGUAACACUACGACAACCACCAUCACUACCACUACUACAACGAUUUCAUCCAUUGAAAGACUUACUGCUUGUAUUGAACAAGGUUCUCUGAUUGAAAGCGUCGAAGAAGCUGAUAUCAAGGUAGAGGACAUUUCUGUCAAAAAGAAUAAUGCCGUCGACAAUACCAGUUCUUCUUCCACUACUGCUAUUGCUAAAGAGAAACAUCAUGGAUUCCAGGAUGUAUUGACCAGUGUUGGUAUUGCUGUCACUGCUGGCGCUGUCGCUGUGGGUGCUGUACAAGGUGCUUCCAAGAUUGCUGAAAAGGUCUCGGAGCAUAAGGAAGAGAAGAACAAGAAGGCUGAAUCCUCUGCCUCCACUUCCACUUCGACUACUGCUUCUUCCUCUGCUGCUACUAGCGUAAUCAAGCAGGAACAGCAAAAGCAAGAGAUUGUAUCUGCUGUUACUGACACCAACAAGACUACUGAGACCAUUGUUGUGCGCCGUUCUCAACGUACCUCUGUUCAGAUCAUUGAGGAGUCGCGUGUUAUUAUUCGCGCUUGGAAGAUCGUCUUUAGUCAACGUGUUCACCAUUGCAAGACAAAGGAAGAACUGGUGCAAACCAUUGAGGAAUCGCGCGAGGAUUUGUUUAGACGCUUGGAUGAGCAUUUGCGUGUCCAUGCUUCUGUGGAGCAUUUGAUCUCGGGUGCUGUUCCUGAAUGGCAUGUCUCUAUCCAGCAAGUUAAGGAACUGUACAGAGCUCGUGUGUUUGAAAGAUUCUUGGAUCGUUUGAGCCAUCAAGAGGUGACUGACGUGGCUACACUCGAUUUUGACGCUACUUUGGCCUCUGCUACCCAAGAAGUAGAAACCCAUUACAGCAUGAUCAUUGAACACCAAAGCAAGAUCCUCUCUUCAACCGAUGAAAAGACGCAUUCAUGUCAAGAUGUAUCUAUUCAGGAAGACAUUCUUGCUAGCAUUGAUACCAUCAAGGUCACUGUGCGUUACUGGUUCAUUGGUUUGUACGAGUCCAUUGCUACUGCUAGAAACAAGGGUUCUUCUGAAGAGGAGAUUAAGGUCAUGAUUGAAAAUUCGCGCAAGGAACUCACCAGCGAGCUCGCCAAGAUCAAGACAUCUUCUACUAGCCAUAUCGAGCAAUCCUCCUCUUCUCUUUUGGUGUCCAAGCAAACCUCCAUCAGUAACACGAUUGACACUGCCAUCUCUCAGACGGAAACCAUUGUCAGCAGCCAACUCAACAUGGUGCACUCUGAAAUCAAGUAUCUUGACACCACAGAGGAAUACUGGCUGGACGUUACACGUGUCACUGAGGAGACGCUUUCUAGUCAACUCAAGGUGUAUCAAAAUGCUAUCACUCAGGAGAUUGUUCAAGUGCAAAAGUCUGAAAUCAGCAAGUCUGAUCAAGCUGAAAUCUCUGUUGUAUUAGAUGAGAAGAUGGUGACAGUGGCUCAGCAAACAGUUGCCAACAAGCUUGUAGAGACGCAAAUCAAGUUGUCCAGUUGGUACACUGAAGUGAGCCAGCAGAUUGCUUGGCUUUUGGAGGAGAAGAGCAAGACAUCUGAGCAGCAGCAGCAGCAGACCAUCAUGCAAGAUACGUUGGCCAUUGUCGAGGCAGCCCAAGUGGAGAUCAAUACACGUAUUGAGGAAGCCAAGCUUGUGGUUCGCACUUACUAUGCUCAUUUGACCUAUUUGAGCUGGGCUGAACGUCGUCGUAUCGAGUACGAUUUGGACAGUAUCAAGGCUUCUCUCGUUGCUAGUAUUACUCUGUUCAAAAAGUCGAUUGAAAAGAGCCAAAUCACCAAAGAGGAGAUUGUGCGCUACGCAAGCUACUCAUUUGGUGCUACUGCCUCUCGUAUCGUUCUCACCGAUUUACAGAGCAUCGUUGUCAAGGUGACCAAUGUCAAGGAAACCACCACUGUCGUCAACAAGUCUGAAGAGAAGCAAGCUGAAAAGACAAAGAUUGCGCUUGUUGGUGGUACCGACAAGACGAGCACGGCCACUGCUGUUGAUGUGAGCAAGACAACUACUGCUACGGCUAUUGACAAGGUGGAUCAGGUCAGCAAGGUCCAUGUGGAUCAGCAACAAACCUCCAAGAUUGUUGACAAGGUAGAGACUGAAGUGGAGCAAACACCAGUUAGCAAAGUGGACAGCAAGCAAUCCUCAAGUAUCAUGGUCGAUCAGCAACAAUCCAAUGGCCACUCUCAUGCUGCUGUUACCACUGCUGUUAUUGGUGCUGCUGCGGCUGCCAUCGCUGGUGCUGCUAUUGUGCAUCAUCAUGAAGGAAAGACAGAUGUUCCAGUUAUUCAGGCACCUAGUACGGCCAGCGUUAUCGUUGGCAACCAGACUCAAGUGAUUCAUGAGGAAGACAGCAAGCAACAGACCGCCGCUUCUUCUACUAGCAGCACAACCACUGUGACUAAACAGCAAGAAAAGACGGAUACGUUGGUUAUCGUUUACGAUCAAGUGCAGGUUGUUGUUCAGGAAUGGAUCACCACCUUGAGUAAGCGUGUGUAUGCAUGUGCUCAAAACAAGAGCAGCACGACUCAGCAAGAGAUCGAUACCAUUGUUUACGAGUCUCAGCAACAGCUCAUGGUCGAGAUUGAAAAGGCCAAGCGCAACACCACUGCUGUCAUUGGCACAUCUCAGACCUCUUUCCAUGACACGCUCUCUUGGAUCAGAAGCACAGUCUGGAAACAAGCUGUUGAAAUCAGACAUCUGGCUCUUUCCGCUGCUGCUGAGGAUACCAGUCUACUCAAAACCAAGUUGGACACCUUGCAAGAAACCACAUUGCAGCAGAUCCAAGUCGAAAUUGAAAAGUCCAAAAAGUCUGCUUCUGUGAUGCAUGUGGUCGGUGGCCAUCAUGAACAUGCUGUUGUGAUUGCUGCUGGCAAGAAGUUUGAAGGCGUUGACUAUUCCAAGACAUCAUCGCACGGCGAAUCCAUUGAAAAGACCAAGGUGGCUGUAGGCAUGUUGAUGGAGGACACACGUGUCACUGUGCAAAGCGUAUUGAGAGAUCUCGCUGCGGCCAUCACAGAACGUCGCAAGCAGGGUGGAGAUCAUGCUCAGCAGGACAUUGAGGUCAUUGUGAAGACGCACCGUGAAAAGAUUGACGCUUACAUCUUGAAAAGCAAGACAGAAUUUGAGCAACGCGUCACCUCUGUUCACAAGAUGUCUACUGCUAGUGUGGAUGCUGAAUUGACGCAUGAAACCAUCCAAAAAGUGUACAGCACGUUGGAGCAGAUCCAAGAGAGUGUCCAAGUACAAGUGACUAAGGUGGAGCAAGUAACUACGUCUACUACUGUUACCUCUGAAGUCGAGUAUGAAGAACAGCUAACGACCAUCACGCACGAAGCCUGUAAGAAACUGGAUGCUACCUUGGCUGUGUCUGAGACGAUCAUUGGUCACCACAUUGAAGUGAUUGCUGAAUCUACUACUACUACUACUACUGAAAAGACGGAGCAAUCUCACGUCUCUUUGGGCGUUGAAUAUGGUCUUUUGAUUGUGUCAGAGACAACCAAGAACGUAUCGAGUCAAGUCUCUGCCCUGAUUGAGCAAGUACACCACCGCCUCACUUUGGGAUCAGAGUCGCUUGAGACCGACAUUCAUGGCUAUGUCACUACUUUUGACAAGGAGCUGGAUCUCAUCUUUGAGCAAGCAAAGACCAAGAUUGCGUAUGAGCUAUCCAUGGUGGCAUCGCAUGAUAAGGUCCAAGAGGAGUAUUUCAUUGCAUCUUUGGAGGCGAUCCGUACUUCUACCAAGACACGUAUCAGCCAAAUUCAAACCAUUGCUACUACUACUACAACUCACAAGGAGGAAUCUCAAAAGACGGUGUCUGACAAGUUGCUUCAAAUUGCAGAGGAAUCUCGCCAUGAAGUUACUGCUCAUUAUGAGUCGAUCAAGCAAUCUGUCACCCAAAAGACGCAACAAGUUGUUCAUGACCAUAAAGCUACGACUACUGCCACCACUGGCACCACUCAAGUGGCUGUUUCUUCCCACACCGAGGAACAAGCGGCACAAAAGAAGCAAGAGGAGCAGCAUACAUCUUCUACGGAGCUCGCUAAAAAGGUGCUGAUUGGAUCUGCGGCUGUGGCUGCAGGUACUGCCAUUGCUGUUGAGGUCGCCAAGAAGCUCAAUGAACACAAGGAAAAGACUGAAAAGAAGGAGCACUCUGAAAAGGAGACGGCUCUGGUGGUUGAGGAUGUCAAGGUGCAGUUCAACAAGUGGAUUUCUUCUCUUACUGACACUGUGGUCACUCAAUCCAAGCAAUCGACUGUCUCUACGCAAGAGAUCUCGGUGACUAUUGAAAAGUCCAAGCAAGCAUUCCUUGAGGUCAUUCAAAAGGCCAAGUCCAGUGAGGUCUUGACGGAAAAGCACCAACAUCAAGUCUUGUCCUGGAUUGAGGAAACCGCUGUUGCACAAGCUGCUCGUAUUCAGGAGAUUGCUGUUCAGUCAUCGACGUCUACCGUGGUGGACAUGGAGUCCAAGCUGGAGGUCAUCAAGAUUUCAACCAGUCAAGAAGUCGAGGUCGCUUUGGAAAAGUGCAAACAUGCGCAAUCCGUCGAUGAGUAUGUCGGUGUCACUGUGGAACAACUUAAGCAAAAGGAAACUGCCCUGCUAGAUAUCCGCAGUGAGCUGGCCAUUGUGGUCCAAGAUGUCAAGACGUCGUUGGUCGCCUUCUUUGAGCAGUUUACAAAGUCUGUCAUUACGCGUCUUGAGCAAGGUGGUGACAAUGUUGAAAAAGACAUUGCCAUCUUGAUUGCCAAUGCUCGCAAGGAGGUGUCUGUUCAUGUGGAGAGCGUCAAGUCCACUGCCACCAAGCGAUUGUCUGCUCUGGAGACCAAGUCGUCUGCCACUGUGAUCUCCACUGCUGCUCUGUCUGGUAUUGCUACUGCUGAAAUCAUUGCUGUACUCAAGUCCAGUGAGGUCAUGCUGGAGCAAAAGAUCAACCGUGUGCAUGCCAGUGUUUGGUACUUGGAAAAGAACCAGGAUAUGACCAAGAUUGUAGAGACUAUCACUCACAUUCAAACAGAGACCAAAGUUGAAAUCACUGAAAAGGUGGAAAGCUCUCAUUAUGGAUUUGUAUCGGCUAUCAAUGAUCAUCACAAGGCAGGUCAUGUCUGCACAGAUGUAAGCAAGCACACGAGUCAGACCUCUCAUGAAGCGGUGGCACUCAAGGCAUCUCUGUCUGUGCAAGAGGUCAAGAUCACUAUUCGUGAAUGGCUGCGUACGCUUGCUGAAAAGGUGUCUGUUUGCUCUCAAAAGGGCGGUUCUGCUGAGGACAUGGAUUUCAUCAUCCAAGAGGAGAAUAAGCUUAUUUUCGAGUACUUGGAUCAAUCUGUCAGCAAGAUUACUGAGCACGUCAAGACUGAAGAAAGCAUCAAGUAUCUCCACAGUACAGUGGAGCAAGUCAAGACUACCAUCACCAAGACAUCCACUGAAAUCAAGGUCAUUGGUGUGGAGUCUGCUUCAACUUCGUACGGUGGUUUUGAUAAGAUGACCUCUGUCAUUACUCAGCAUGAACAUCAAAUCAGUGAAGCUCUGGUUGUCUAUGAAACCAAGAUUUCCAAGCAGAGCAUAUUGGACCAGACGACGACGAGCGUAUCCUCUUCUCAAGAGCAAUCGACUAGCGGUGGCAAGACAACUAGCAGCAGCAGCAGCACGGCUGUUAGCAAGAACACUGUUACUGUUGUCGCUGUUGACUACAUUAUCAGCACUGUCACUACCUGGCUUGAGGAACUCAUGGUCCAAGUCUCUGAGUGUGCCAAGGUGGAGCACAAUGUUCAAAUUGCCACCAAGAUGAUCAACAACAUUGUCGCUGACUACAGAGAGUACAUCCAAGUUGAGUUUUCAUUGAUCGCUGAAAAGAUUAAGAGCAACAAGACGGCAGAUGCUACAGUCAAGCAGGAGCUAAUCAAUAUCCUGGAGUGGACGCGUGGUGUGAUUCUUCAGAGCUCUACCCAAGUGCAAGCCACUGGCAUUAAUUGUGCCGGUGCCUUCAGUGCCACUGGUGGCAUUGAGCAAAUGAAGUCCCUUGUCAAUGCCUCUUUGGAUCAAGUCAAGUUGUCUGUGGGUCGCUGCAACAAGACAAUCAAGAUAGAUGUUGAACGUUCUUCUGCCCAUGCUGAAAAGAAAAAGAUGAAAUCUGAUUGUCAAAAGCAAGAGAUCAAAAAGAAGGCUGAAUGCAUUGCUAUUGAAAAGAAGAAAAAGCAGGAAGCUUGUGCAAACAAGGGCAAGAAGACCGCUUCUGAUUCUGACUCUUCUUCUGACUCUGGUUCUGAUACCGAGAGUGAUUCUGGUUCAUGCUCUGAUGCUAAAGCCAAGAAGAACAAGAAGAAGGCUGAUUGUGACAAAAAGACCAAAAAGAAGCCAACUGUUGUCAAGAAGCCUCAAAAGUCUCCUGAUUCCGAUAGUAGCGAUGAUUCUGCCUCUGACAGUGAUGACGACUCUACCAACAAGAAGAAGAAGGUGGCUGCUGGCAUUAUUGUCGGUGGUAUUGCUGGUAAGAUCAUCAAGUCCAAGCUACAUGGCUCUUCUUCCUCAUCCGAGUCUGACUCUGACUCUGACUCUGAUUCUGGUAAAAAGACCACCACUUUCAUUGACAAGGCCAAGUUGACCACUGGGCAAGCUACUCUGGAUGUCACUAUCAUUGUGCGCGAAUGGUAUGAAAAGCUGAUUCUGGAUGUCUCGAGUCGCGCCAAGAAGGGCGGAUCCAAUGCCAGCUCUGAUAUUGAGAUCAUUGUGCAAAAGGCUGUCAAGAGCAUCACCGAAACUUUGCGUAUCAUCAGUGUCAAUGCACACAAGUCUGUGAUUGACAAGACUAAAGUGACUCAGUACCAAGCUUCUGUUGAAUGGGCCAAGAAUCUUGUGCUCCAGAGCAGCUACACUAUCAAGGCCAUUGGUACCAAUUGUGCUGCUUCCUCGUCCUCCAAGACCGGCGGUAUUGAACAAAUGCGUCCUAUUGCUAUUGCUAUUCAGGAGCAGAUCAAUGUGGAGAUCCGUCGUUACAAGCUUGUAGUGCAACAGACUGAAAGCAAGAAGCAAGAUACUGUCAUUGAGCACAAGCAAAACACGGAUACCAUUUGCAUCGGUCGUCAGUCUGCUGUUAGUCGCAAAGAGUACUGCGAACAAUUGGAGAAACAUGUCACUGAGGUCGUUGCUGAAUCCAAGGUGGUCAUUGUGUCUUGGCUUUCACAGCUUAUCCGCAAUGUCUCUAUCCGUGUUCAUCAAGGCGGUGCUCAUGUGGAGCAAGAUGUCGCUGUGUUGAUUGAAAAGUCCAAGGUGGAACUCACUAGCACGAUUCAACGUACUCAGACCAAGUUCUCUUCCUCUAUUCAAGUGUUUGAAAAGGACAAGACGUUUGCUUUGGUAGAGUACCACAUCCAGGAGAGCCUCAAGACGGUACAAGCGACUGUGGAUGCCAAGAUGCAGCAAGUGCAAGAGAUUGUUAGCAAGCAUCACUCCGAGUCGGAGGUGGUCACUGAGAAGCUCUCUGUUGUGCUCGAGUCUUCCAAGGUCAACAUCACUGAGACGUUGGAAACGACCCAUGCCCAAUCUGUCACUGUCAUCAAGCAAGAGACCACACAAACUGAAUCCACUGUCAAGAUCAUUGAUACCGUGGACACUGUCAAGACGGCUAUUGCCCACUGGCACACCAGGCUGACUGAGGAAAUUCACGCAAUCAGCAUUGACACUACCAUCACCAACAAGGAGGAGAGAAUCAGCACCCUGAUUCAAGAAGCCACUGUUGAUAUUGAACGUGUUACUGUGGAAGCCAAAUCUAAGGUGACUCAGGAAUGCAGUGCUGUCAAGAAGAUAAGCAAGACCAAGGAGCAAGAGCUUCUAUCCACCAUUGAUUAUGUUCAUGAUACUUUCUCUGCUGAUGUCAAGAAGGUGCAACAGAUCAGUGUGGAGGCUGUGCACAAGUCGGAUACCAACAUCAAGGAGACCCUCACUUCAGUCAUUCGUACGUCGCAUGAAAAGAUGGACGCUGCCUUGACUCGUACCACAGCUGCUGUCAUUGGUGUUGCCACUGCUGCUAUUGCUAUUCAUGCCGCUAAGCAACAAGAGGACAAGAAGCAAGCUACUGAUGCUACUACUACCACUACUACCAAGCAUGGUGAGUUGUUAGUGGAUGUGGAUGAGAAUGUUACUGUUAUUUCCAAAUGGUUUGAACUCUUCACCAAAAAGAUCUCUGACUCUGUAGUACACUCGCAAGGUGGUGAUGUAGUUCAACAUGUCAGUGCUGUCACUGAACAGGCUGAGCAAGAGAUCACAGACAUCAUCUCCACUGCUCGCAACGACUUUGUCAAGCGCUUGUCUCUUCAAAAUCUGGAUCAAGCUUCAUACACUUAUGCCUGCAAGCAUUACGAGGAAUCCCUGGAGACCGUGCGUGUGUCCAUUGUCACUCACAUCGUUGAGGUCAAGAAGGUGGCCAUUGAAGCACACACGACUGGCAAUGUGCACGCAUUGGAAUCUAAGCUGACUCAAUUAUCGCAAUCCUCCAAUCAAAGUAUCAAGGUGGCCAUGGGAUCCUCUGUUGUUAUUCGUCAUCAGGCACAGCCCACAGCUACUACUGCAGCCAGCAGUGUUGCUGACAAGAAGACUGAAUCUGUUGUGCAAAUUGAGGUAAAGGACAGCGAUGCCAUUGUGAUUGGCGAGCAAGAUGUUGAAUUUGAUCGCAAGGAGUCUACUAUGACUACGGUUCACGAACAGGAAAAGGUCAAAAAGGGUAAUCAUAUAUACGCAAGCAAACUAAACAAUCAUGCGAUUGACUCACACAAAUUCAAAAAAGCAGAGGAAACGAAAAAGGACUCGAGCUUUGAAAAGAUGGUUGCUGGCACGUUGGCCAUCGGUGCUGCUGCAGCUGCUGCAGGCUCUGCUGUCAUGAUCCACAAGAAGAAUGAAAAGGAGGAAGCUGCUGAAAAGAUUAAGAAGCAGCAACAGGAGCUUCAGGCUAUUCAACACCUCAAUUACGAUUCUGGCGUGGCCACGAUUGAAAGCGUCAACAUUGCUAUUUCUGCUUGGUUUACCUCACUGAUUCAAAAGGUAUCUUCUGCCUCCAAAUCAGGUGCUUCUUCCAAGAAGAUUACCUUGAUUGUUGAAGAGUCAAGAACCGAGCUGACUCAGAUCAUGGAGCAUGCCAAGGUAACUGGUGCCAAGUACUGCGCAUCUGCUAGCGACGAACAGCAAUACAUUAGCAAGAUUGAAUGGGCUUCUUCUGUUGCUCAUAACCAGGCUGUUCAGAUCCAGCAAAUCGGUAUCAAUGCAUCAACAUCAGGUGGCAAAUCCGCAGACACCAUGACAACCCAAAUGGAAGCCUUGGCGACUGCAUCAUACCAUCAGAUUCAAGUGACUCUUGAACAGCUCAAGACCUCCAUUACCUUCCAUCAAAAGGUCAACAAGAUCAGUACGUCUGUUAUCAAGACAGAGAAGCCAACGUUUAGUGCUGCUGCUGUCGAGAAGAAACCCGUAUGCGGAAAGAUGGAGACUUCUGUUGACAAGACCAAGGUUGCUUAUUCUGUGAUCCAAGAGACGCGUAUUACCACUAUUGCCUUGUUUGUAUCUCUGUCCGAACGCAUUGUCACCCGUAUUCGUCAAGGUGGAGCCAAUGUGCAAGAGGAUGUCAAUCAGAUGAUUGCUUCCAGUGAGCAACAAGUGACCAAGAUCUUUACCGAGGCCAAGUCGACCACUACCAAGGUGGAUAAGAAGACCCAACUUGAAAUCGAGCAAUCACUGUCUUCGGUUCACAAGACGGUGCAGGAACAGAUAUCUCAAGUCAAGGUGGUGACCACAGAGGCCAUUUCUACCGAAACCACCGAUACCAAGAUGGCUGUUGAGAAGGUGCUGCAAGUGAGCAACACGUCCAAGAGUCAAAUCGAAGCUACUUUUACAAGUGUGUCUGAAAGCAUCACUGCUGGACUCAUUAUCGUCUCUCAAACUGCUCAACAGACGACUGAAGCGGUCCAAGGUUGGUUUUCUGAUCUAAGAAGCAAGAUUGAUAAGCUUCUUGAAGCGAGUGAUUGCACCGAGGAAGAAAAGCAGCAGAAGAUCAAUACUGUCGUUGCUCAAGCUGAAGUCGAGAUGAAGACCAAGAUUGAACAGCUACAGCAAACGACCACGUCAACAAUAACAACCACGACGACAACCUCCAAAAAGUCCUCUGCUGCUACUGCUCUGGUCACGACGGAUCACCAUCUGGACAUCUUCUUUGGCAACAUCAAAUCCUCUGUUCAGAGCCAACUGGAUGUCGUCAAGGCUGCUGUUCAAGACACUAGCAAGACGGACAAGUCCAAAAUUAUGUCUACUCUUGAAAUGAGCGAAAAUAAGCUAAAGCAACAAGUCCACAAUCACUAUGAGGCGGUUGAAAAGAUCACUACUGUGGAGCACAUUACGGGUAUCAAGCAAGACAUGUCUGUUGUUCAGUCUGACAAGCAAGAUCGACAUGAUGUUUACAAGGACACCAUUGUCAAGACAGCUGUGGGUUCUGCUGCUGUUGCCGCUGCUGCUGCGAUUGCAAUUGAUUAUCACAAGAAGAAUCAGCAAUCAGAGACCACUACAGUUCAGGUUGUCAAGGAAACUUCUAUCCAAGAGGUUCAGCUCAAGAUAGAUGCUUGGUUCACUCGCUUAUCUGAAAAAGUGACAGUUUGCACCAAGAAGAGAGGCAGCGAUGUGUCUGUGCAAGUCGACAAGAUCAUCAAGGAGGCCCAAUCCGAGUUGGAGGUGACCAUCAAUGAGGCCAAGUCUCAGCACAUGUCCACCGAGACCAUCACUUCUGAAUCCAGCCGUACAUUCACCAGCACACUUGACUGGAUCAAGACCACUGCCUACAGUCAAUCGACUCAAAUUACUCACAUUGUCAACCAAGGAUCCUCAAGCUCCAUUGAUUUGACUACUCAAAUUGAAAACCAUAUUUCUGCUACCAAGCAACAGGUAGACUCUGCUCUUGAGGUACACUACAAGAAGGACACCAGCAUCACUGUUGCUACCGUGGAUCAAUCUAACAAGAAGCAAGACACUGUGCUUGAAAACGUAGUUGAGGUUGUCAAGGAGUCUCGUCAGCAAACGCAAAAACGGUUCUGUCUUGAAACGACUGUGAUUGUGCAAGAAAGCAAGACGCACAUUACCAACUGGCUCGUUCUUUUAUUGGAGAAUGUCACUAGCAUCAUUCAUAGUAACUCGGAAACCAUUCGUAAAGACAUCUUUGCAAGAUUGGAUGUGGCUGAAGAACAAGUCGAUGUCUUUAUCAAGGAGACCAAGGACAAGUUUUUGGUGAUGAGCAGCAAGACCUCGGCUACCAGCCAUGUUGAGGCCGAAACGCAAACCCUGGUUGUCAACUCGGUCAAGCAAACCUUGGACUGCCUCGAUAGCAUCAAAACGACACUGUUGCUCCAACUCUCUGUGCUUCGUCAAGUUAUUCACCGUAUCGAAGUCGAAGACAUUGAUGUCAUUACCCAGAGAUUGGAAGCCAUUAUCCAUCGUACUCAACAGCGUGUGCAUCAUACUCUUGAGAUUGGUAUCGACUUGGCCGUCUCAUCUGCAUUUGAAGGCAAGGUCGUCACCUGGUCUGAAACAGCUCAUGUGCCUGACUCCUUCAAGAACGUGCGUGUCAUUGCAUUCGAUGUGCUUGGUACCAUUGCCAACUAUCGCAAGACCUUGUAUCAAGCUUGGAAGCAAAUUAUUACACCCAAGCAUGAUGUCGUGCUCUCCGGCAUGGACUUUAACGUCUUUGUGCAAGAUUGGUACGGUGCGUACACUGAAAUCAAAAAGGAGAACUUUGCCAAGAAGCGUCCUGUCUCUGAUGAUAUUACGCUGCACGAGUCGCUUGUUCAUAUCUUGAAGCGCUAUUACAUCAAGGAAAACCUCUCUGAAUCAGAAAUCGAGCAGUUGUGUGAUGCUUGGAGAAAUAUUGGUGUAUAUGAUGAUGCUUCCAUUGGCAUCCGUCGCCUCAAGCACCUCCAAACAACUCAAAAGUAUGCUACCAUUGCUAUUUCGGAUACGUUUUCUACACGCUCCAUGAUUGAUUUGGCUCAAAACAAUUGUCUCUGCUGGCACGGUCAGUUUACUGCUGAGAUGUUUGCAUCUGCUGCUGCCAACAGCACUGUCACUGCAUCUCAGUCCGUCAUCAAGGGUACCAUCAAACUACUUGGUCUUGAAUACGCCAAUCAAUUGGCUGUGGUCUCUUCCAGUGCUGAGCUUGUAGCUGCUGCAAAGAAGGAGGGAUGCCAUACUGUCUUGAUUGAACGUGAAGAGGAGGAAACGUCGACGCAUUGCCAUCAACAAGAAACCAUCACUACUGAAUGUGAUAUCAAGGUCGACGCUUUGGAUAUCUUUGGCGAAAGCGUCCAGUCUUUCUUGGAGCAUGAAUCUAUGGUUCAAGUCUGGAAUGAAAAGGGUGGUGCUCCUGCUGCUCCUCGUGUCCUUGUUCAACAAUUGAAGGGAUCGUCUUGUGCUUAA